Cuscuta epithymum is the source of this 1102-nucleotide messenger RNA. NCBI's taxonomy places the organism in Eukaryota, Viridiplantae, Streptophyta, Magnoliopsida, Solanales, Convolvulaceae. The record is from the annotation of a GenBank genome assembly.
UCGAAUAAGACUUUCUACUUUAAAAAAACACAAUUAGAGCCCCCAACUAAAAUUCCGCUCAAGUAAACCCUCGAACUCAUUUUAAGUGACAAAUCUUCUCUUUUAACCGGUAAUGAAUUGUUUAACCUGUUACUGUGCACACGUGGCGACCCACGUGGCGGGUUUUUAUUAUUUAUUUCACAUUAAUUUUUCUUUUUCCUUUCUUUUUUCCUUACCUCCUCCUUUCUCCCACUCCCCCUUUCUUCUACGCUCGUUCCAGCAACCUCCUUCCGGCCUUCCCCCUUCACCACUUCUUCCAUCAACCCUUUCUUCUCCCAUUUUUUUGUCUUCUCCCAAUUCCUACCCACAGGUCGUCGGCCAGUCCUUCAUUCCGCAGCUUGAGAGAGACCCACGUCGCCGGAGAUUCUCGAGUACCCACCGCACGCCGGAGUGGUGGACGCCUCCUUCUCACAGAUCGCUCGUCUACUGCCCACGAGUCGAUGGCUUCCGUUGAAGCUUCCGGGUCAGCGACGGUGCUCCGUGAUACCUUUAGGCCGGCCAUUUCCAGAUCCGCCGUAGCUUCAAUUCGGCCGCCGCCCUAGUCGACGGAGGAGAAGUAGGGAGCGGGAUGUUGGCUCUUUCCUUCCAAAUUCAACGUGUUGACCGUGUUGCUCCUCAAUUGACCUCGUUGACCAUCUAGCUCUAAGAUAUUGGCCUGCAAAAUAAUCACUAAAAAGAACUAAAUUUAUAUUAGUGGCUCGAGACGCGUCAGACGCUGUCCUAAGGAAUUAUUUCCGGCGUACGGAAAUUUCCCCCAAGAUAUAACGAGCCCUUCGGUUGUAAAACCGGUACCAGAACUAACGAGAAGAAAAUAAUAUAUGAACCCAGUAAUAAUAUAUGAGAAAGGACUUGUAGCACAAAUAGACACUUUAUCAUUCAAAAUAAAAAAUCCCAAAUUUCUUCUCCAUACGUAUGUUUUCAUAUAUGUAUAUAUCGUAGCUAGUACUCAAAACCCUCAAUUGAAUUUCUUGCUUUCAAGUGUAUGCAUAUGCAUAUAUUUUACAAUGUAGGUAUGAGAUAGAGUUUUGUACGUUGUACGUAGCUUUCCACUAAUGUAGCAAGA